This is a messenger RNA of Penaeus monodon (black tiger shrimp), 2193 nucleotides long. RefSeq names its product ankyrin repeat domain-containing protein 17-like. Bases 294 to 2006 code for a protein of 570 amino acids. The transcript is spliced from 14 exons. NCBI's taxonomy places the organism in Eukaryota, Metazoa, Arthropoda, Malacostraca, Decapoda, Penaeidae. Gene Ontology annotation, molecular function: protein binding. The record is from RefSeq and is a predicted model, not a curated record.
AGGCGAGAGUUACGCCGCGCCUGGCAACGCUGCGGAGACCCUCUGCACAGGCCGAAAUUCUGGAGAUUAAGCAUUCCCGUUUGGUUGGAUUUUAUGUGUAUUCUACGUUCAUGCGAUUUUAUGUUUCACCUUUUGUGGCCUAACGACGAUUAUAGAAGAAAAGUUGAAGGAGUUGCGGCGCACUUGGCAACGCUGCGGAGAUCCCUUGUCACAAGGCGAAAUUCUAAAGUUUUUUUUUCCUGAGAUGAAAAUUUCAGCUUGGGCGACAGGGAAGGGUAGAUGAGGAGGCCGAGAUGGAAAAGAACAAAUCACAGAUAAUACUACUUGAUAAAAAUGGCCUGGAGACGGUAGCUAAGGCUCUUUCCUCUGCUUGUUGGACUCUUACUGAAUCUGGAGGUAUUGAAAUAGGGUCCAUUGCAGCCUCCUCUUCAGCUCAGGGCAGUGUGCCACAACUCACACUUGCUCAAGGAAAUGCCCGACCUGUCACUCAAGUCUCAGUCACUGGAGGGUCAGCUAACAGUGGCUCACCAGGCCCACCCGAAAGACCCCCUACGUUCCAGCGAGACAAUUCUCAGGUGACAACCCUUAAUGAGUUGGGGAAGAAACUGUUGGCAGCAGCAAAGGUGGGCAACACUAGUCAAGUGCGGAGGUUAAUGGCAAUAGGUGCACCGUUUGCAUCAGAUGGGCCCAUUGGCAUGACUCCAUUGCAUUUGGCAUCACAAAAUGGCCAUUAUGAAACCUGUGAUCGCCUGUUAGCUGCAGGCAUGAAUAAAGAUGCCCGCAACAAGGUAGACAAGACCCCCCUCCAUCUCGCUGCCAUGGAAGGCCACAAGGACAUUGUAUCUUUGCUAGUCAAAUCAGGAGCCAAUAUUAAUGCCUGUGAUAUGUUGAAGAUGACUGCUUUACAUUGGGCCUGUGAUAGAGGACACACCUCAAUUGUUGGCUUACUUCUGAAACAUCAUGCCAAAACUGAUGUGGUAAACAAAUUUUCUAAGCCUCCUCUCCAUAUAGCAGUAGAAAGAGGACAUCAGCAGAUCAUUCGCCUACUGCAGGAAGGUGUGAAUUACAAAGAAGAGGAGGAGGCAGUUGCAGUGGAGUCCAUUUCACUAAAUGUCACAGAUGACUUGAACUCCAUUCCUGUUGUGUGCAAGACAGAGGAGGUUUGUACAGAGGAGUAUGAAGAAGAACCAGUGGAAGACCAGGUAGAGAAGGAGGAGGAAGAAAGGUUUAGCAUGGAGAGUGAUCUACCUCACUCUAUCCUUGCAGAUGACUCAGAUGAUCAAAACACAUCGGUCCUGGCAACGCUGGCAGAAUUAGCAGAGGCCACAUCAAAAGGAUCUGAGGGCUCUGAGGAAGUAGCAAGUGCAGCUGCCUUAGAACUACUGAAAGCCCAAGCUGCUCUGCUUCCAGUAGAUGACUCCUCAACCCUAGUGACAUCAGCAGUAGCACAUGGUCAGACACUACACCUUACAGAGGCUGGAAGACAGGCUUUAAAAUUGAUUAAACAGGAAAUGCCUCUACUUCCAACAGCCACUUUAAAGCAGGAUCACCUUAAUGCAGAUUGUAAUAAAUCUGCUAAAUCCAGUACAAGUUCAAACUCCAACUCCCAUAGAAAUCGGAACAAGCAUACCGAGUCUUCAUACUCAUCAUCUACCUUGACAGCACCAUGUCUGCCAGCUCUACUCUCAACUUCAGGUGUAGAAAGUAUAGUAGAAGAGAUUGCAGAUGAGAGCCAAGAAGUCACUCAGGUCAUAACAUUGAGUCCAGAGCAGUAUGCUGCUUUAACAGGUGAGACAAAUGGGCCCAUUAUACUGCAAGUGUUGUCCAGUGGAGAGGAUCAGUUGAAUGAAUUGGACACGGGCCAGAUUCCACCAGCACCAAAACGACAGAAGGUGAUGCAGCUUGUCACAAAAACAGGGCAAGGGUUAGCAUCUCAGAAUCAGGCUGUGGCAAAAGUUUCAGGCCAGGUACUGAGCGUGGAUGUGUCAAGAGGAAGCAAUUUGUAGUACAGCGCAUCACUGUACCAUUUACACUGGAAUAAACAUAAGUUUGACUUUUGCUAUAUGUAUAUGAUAUUUGUACAUUUAAACAGAAAAUGUAGAAGUAGGUACUUCAGAAGAAAAUAUUGUUGAUAUUUGGUAAUGAUGUUAAUAUUUAUACAAAUUCAUGUUAAUAAACUGAGUUUAACUCAGA